AUGUCUGACGAGUCAUUCCCGCCAAUCUUUUCACCAACGCGCUCCAACACCCACGAUCCCUAUGGGCAAUUGCCCUGGAUCCGGAGGAUUCGUUCGACAAAGAACACUAUUCUUUCGUUUGAAGGACGCCAGCUCUUUCCGUGGUUCUGGCCUGUGAACGAUCGCGGCGAGAGAGUCACUCCGGACGAACUCAAUGACCAUCGCCUCACGCAUGAAUUCCGAGGGCCUGGAUGCCUCUGCGCAUCUCGCAUCCAGGCCCCUGAUGCUUUUACAGAAGCCCGCAUCUUCUGUGCUGAGAGCGGCGUUGUCACAGGUCAAUGGGUUGCCGCUUGCGGCAGGGGGGAGUGCAAAUAUUUUGUUCGUCUAGAGCCUUUUUACAUCAAACUGGGGCACCCGAUCCGUCGCUACGACCGUCGUCGUAAGUCCGUGAAGAUGAUACAGGAGUUCUUUAGCUAA
Messenger RNA from Postia placenta MAD-698-R-SB12, 456 nucleotides. RefSeq lists its product as hypothetical. The coding region runs from base 1 to 456 and encodes 151 amino acids. The record is from RefSeq and is a predicted model, not a curated record. The transcript is spliced from 3 exons. Lineage: Eukaryota; Fungi; Basidiomycota; Agaricomycetes; Polyporales; Adustoporiaceae.